Phacochoerus africanus (Common warthog) is the source of this 6909-nucleotide messenger RNA. RefSeq names its product ubiquitin associated and SH3 domain containing B (gene UBASH3B). Bases 455 to 2299 code for a protein of 614 amino acids. The transcript has 14 exons. Lineage: Eukaryota; Metazoa; Chordata; Mammalia; Artiodactyla; Suidae. Gene Ontology annotation, biological process: regulation of release of sequestered calcium ion into cytosol; regulation of osteoclast differentiation; negative regulation of signal transduction. Gene Ontology annotation, molecular function: protein tyrosine phosphatase activity; protein binding. Gene Ontology annotation, cellular component: cytoplasm. The record is from RefSeq and is a predicted model, not a curated record.
UCCUUUUCCUUUUUGAUCCAUUCAAAAAUUACUCAUUGCAAAUUCCCGGACUGCUAGGAGAGGAGAAAGAAGGGGGCGGAGGAGAGAGGGCUGCUGCGGGCACCCGGGGCCGAAGUGGCUGACGGCCGGUCCGGCAGAAACCGCUCGCGGGCAGUUCUGGCUCCGGCGGCCUCACCAGGAAGCGUCAGUCUCCACACUGGGGGAAGCUCCGAGCGCCGCCUCCUCUGCCGCCGCCGCCUGCCCGGCUCCGGGUCCCCGAGCCCCCUCCCCUACUCCAGGCCAGCCCCCCGCCCUCCCGGACGAUCCGGCUCGGUCGCCUUCCUGGGCGAUGGCUGGCCGCUGAGCAUGGCUCAGUACGGCCACCCCAGCCCGCUCGGCAUGGCUGCGAGAGAGGAGCUGUACAGCAAAGUCACCCCGCGGAGGAACCGCCAGCAGCGCCCCGGCACCAUCAAGCAUGGAUCGGCGCUGGACGUGCUCCUGUCCAUGGGGUUCCCCCGAGCCCGCGCACAAAAAGCCUUGGCAUCCACAGGAGGAAGAAGUGUUCAGGCAGCAUGUGACUGGUUGGUUGUUCUCCCAUGUCGGCGACCCCUUCCUGGAUGACCCCCUGCCCCGGGAGUAUGUCCUCUACCUCCGGCCCACCGGCCCCCUGGCGCAGAAGCUUUCCGACUUCUGGCAGCAGUCAAAGCAGAUCUGCGGCAAGAACAAGGCACACAACAUCUUCCCCCAUAUCACCCUCUGCCAGUUCUUCAUGUGUGAGGACAGCAAGGUGGACGCCCUGGGCGAGGCCCUGCAGACCACGGUCAGUCGCUGGAAGUGUAAGUUCUCGGCGCCGCUGCCUCUGGAGCUGUACACCUCCUCCAACUUCAUCGGCCUCUUCGUGAAGGAAGACAGCGCCGAGGUCCUCAAGAAAUUCGCUGCUGACUUUGCGGCGGAGGCUGCAUCCAAAACCGAAGUGCACGUGGAACCUCAUAAGAAACAGCUGCACGUGACCUUGGCGUACCACUUCCAAGCCAGCCACCUGCCCACCCUAGAGAAACUAGCCCAGAAUAUCGAUGUCAAACUUGGAUGCGACUGGGUGGCUACGAUAUUCUCCCGGGAUAUCCGAUUUGCUAACCAUGAGACGUUACAGGUGAUCUACCCCUACACCCCACAGAACGACGAUGAGCUGGAGCUGGUCCCGGGGGACUUCAUCUUCAUGUCACCCAUGGAGCAGACCAGCACCAGCGAGGGCUGGAUCUACGGCACGUCCUUGACCACCGGCUGCUCGGGACUCCUGCCCGAGAACUACAUCACCAAGGCUGACGAGUGCAGCACCUGGAUAUUUCACGGUUCUCACUCCAUCUUAAAUACAUCAUCUUCCAAUGCGCUGGCAUUCGGGGACAGCCUACUGGAGAGGCGGCAGUAUGAGGACCAGGGCCUGGGGGACACAACUCCCCUGACCAUCAUCUGCCAGCCCACCCAGCCUCUGAGGAUCAGCAGUCAACCUGGCCCUCAAAAGAGAUGCCUCUUUGUGUGUCGGCAUGGUGAGAGGAUGGAUGUUGUGUUUGGGAAGUACUGGCUGUCCCAGUGCUUCGAUGCCAAAGGCCGCUACAUACGCACCAACCUGAACAUGCCUCAUAGCUUACCUCAGCGGAGUGGUGGUUUCCGGGAUUAUGAGAAGGAUGCACCCAUCACUGUGUUUGGAUGUAUGCAAGCAAGACUCGUGGGCGAGGCCUUAUUAGAGAGCAACACCGUCAUCGACCACGUCUACUGCUCCCCUUCCCUGCGCUGUGUCCAGACUGCGUAUAACAUCUUGAAAGGUUUACAACAAGAGAAUCACUUGAAGAUCCGAGUAGAGCCUGGCUUAUUUGAGUGGACAAAAUGGGUGGCCGGGAACACAUUACCUGCAUGGAUCCCUCCAUCCGAGCUAGCUGCAGCCAACCUGAGCGUUGAUACAACCUACAGACCUCACAUUCCAGUCAGCAAAUUAGUGGUUUCAGAAUCCUAUGACACCUAUAUCAGCAGGAGUUUCCAAGUAACAAAAGAAAUAAUAAGCGAAUGUAAAAGUAAAGGAAAUAAUAUCCUGAUUGUGGCCCAUGCAUCUUCCCUUGAGGCGUGUACCUGCCAACUUCAGGGCCUGUCACCUCAGAACUCCAAGGACUUUGUACAAAUGGUCCGAAAGAUCCCAUACUUGGGGUUUUGUUCCUGUGAAGAAUUAGGAGAAACUGGAAUUUGGCAGCUGACAGACCCACCUAUUCUUCCUCUUACCCAUGGACCAACUGGGGGCUUCAACUGGAGAGAGACCUUGCUGCAAGAAUAAACCGCAAGAGUGAACAAAAAGAAAAGGCUUGAGAAAGGAUUUGGGAGAAGUGUCGGCUUUGGGAGAAGUGUCUUUUUGUGUGUUUAGUAACAGUGGGAAAGUCUGCACCACAUCCUAAGUGGACAGCUCAGAAUAAUUUAGCAUAUUUCCUUUCAAGCUUUACCGUUCUUAGGAUGAGUCUGUGUCGAGGAAAGAAAGACUUGAUUCAGGGAUAAAAUUCAUCCUCUCUGGACUCUUGCCUAGCAAACAAGGCUUUCUAGAAUUAUCAUCCUACAUCCGGGCACCUGCGACAGCAAAGCAUGUUCUCCCCCUUCCAGCUAUGCUGGCUAAAGAGCCUGAGUCCUCCCCAAGGGGGCUGCCAGCCCACUCCGAGGAAGGAUGCAGGAGGAGGGAUGUGGGAAGAAGGAUGCAGGAAGAAGGAUGUGAGAGAAUCCAGCAGGAGGGACACCAAGCUGCGGGUUCAGUGAUGGGAUUUUCUUUCGAAUUCCGAGCUCCAGUUAAAGCCAAGCUGAGGAGUUCUUUUAAGGUUAUUAGGAAACAUGUCCCCACACGGGUUUGUCCUUAGGUUUCCCAUCAAUUUCUACCCUCAGUAUGACCCACACACCAGUGCUGCUGGCCCAAGACGUCUGCUCAAGGCCUCUAACCUUCGCCCUGGUCCCGCCACAUCACAUUUUCUCUAGAGCAGCUGACUGCAGCUUUUUGCUAUGGUCCUACCCCCUUGCUUCUAUCUGUGAAAUGGGGAGGCAAAGCAUUUUUUUGCUCUCCAAGGCACUUUUGGAUACUCAGGAGGAAGAUAAAUGUGUGACGUGUUCAAUCAUAGGAGCGAAGAACUUGCACACUAUCAAGUGACUUGGGGUUCUCCGUGUUGUAGCCUAACGAGCCACAGCACUUCGAAAUCUCCGUGACUUGCUUGUCUUUGCCCCGCGCGUCUAGACCAUGUGAACUGGUCAAGGAUGUUGACAUUUUCAAAAGAUGUGUGCUACAUACAUCAUUUGAGUCAGCAAGAAGCUCAUUCUUGUGCAAUAUGGACAUCUUUACAAACCACACCAAGGGUCAGGUCAUUGUACGCUCACAGUAUAUGUCAAUCAUAACAGAACGUCCGCAAAUGCAUCAGUCACGGCCAGGGAUAUAAAACGGAGUCAGGGAACUAACUUAAAUGAUGACAGUCACAACUGCACUGCUCCUUGUGCUGUUGUUUUUAUUCGUUUGUUUUUCUAUGAUAAUUUAAAAUACACAGGUAGGGCUGCUUAAGCAAAGUAGAGAGACCCACAUCCUGGGAUAUCUCAUCACACUUGCUUCCUGAAUUUAGAGGGAGUUUAUUUAAAAGAAAAAUACAUGACAAUCAAGCCAAAACAUCAGUUAUCAAUGUCUAGUUCAUUGUGGGCCUAGCUGACUGCUGUGGGCAGCAGACGAUGGUCUGGUAUGACAGCGUUCACUGUAGACUGUAUGCGCAAAAUGAGGGCCCAGCAUUUAAAGGGAACAUUCAUAUGAAACAAGUCAAUAUAUAUUGUAGCAUUAAAUAACUUUAAAACCCAAGUGCAUAAAACGCAUGGUAUAUAAAAAUAGAUCUAGGCUAUUAGAAACUAGAAUUUGAUGAUCCUUGAAAAGAAGAGGAAGUGAGAGGAUUCUGGCUUUGUAUGUUAAUCAGCAAGAGGGUUACUGCUGCUGCUGUUGUUGCGAAGUCACUUAGAGAAGCAUAUCAUGAAUUCUGCAUUUUAAGAAAUCUUGAUUUCUUCCAGCAUUGCACAAACACCGAUCCAGCUUCUGGGUCUAGAAAUAACUCUGUGCUGACAUUACUGAUUAAUGUGAAAGUUUUCAUCUUAAAAUAGAGGGGGGAAGGGGGGGCGGAGAAUGCUCACAUUAAAGACUUUAAGAGGAAAGUCACCUCAUGGCCAAUGUAAUGUUGCUGCCAGGCAUUCCGUCAUCUGUAAUGAGGUGAAUGCACUAUAAUCAGACCUAUAAUAUUUAUUAGAUUCUCUACAAAUUCUCCUGGACUUUCAGUGCUCAGCAUAAUGCUUGAACAUCUCAUAUUCACUUGAAAACUGGAGCCGCAUGUGCUGGGCAGGGUCUAUAUGUGUGUAAAACACAUUUCAGAAUAGGUCAUCUUCUCCCUCCCUCUCACUGGUCUUAGGUGUGACGACCUGGCCCCUUGGUUUAGAUGGGCUAUGGUCCUAAGUCCAAUAUAGACAGAGCCUUAAGCUAUCAUUUACAGGAGCAAAGGAAGGCAGAGAUCAGAAGUAAUUUUCUAAGUAAUUUAGGUGGACAACCCUAAGACAGUUUAUUUCUCUGCUUUAAUGAUCCAGAUUGAUCAGAAUAGCCUGAAUGAUUUGAAUUCUCAUUAAAUUCUCUUUUCACAUUUACCUAUUUGACGAACCAAACAUGGACUCCAACUGAGAAAUUCUUUGGAAAUCAUGUUGAAUCUAUGUGUAAUAAAAGGAGCAGACAGCUGUAUUACAUGAUUUUCUAUCCAUCUAAAGAUUCUAAGUGGCUAUUACAACUCGUGAAGUUUAGGCUGGUUCUUUUUGAUCUGAGGCUGAUGUGUGUUCACAGGUGUUUUGAGGGGCUAGAAGGAAGGUGGGAGAGGAGGAAGGAGGAAGCAAGGAAGAGAAUGUCAAGAAAGAACCAAAUGGUUUCUGGUAGAGAGGAUUUUUUUUUUUUUUUAAGUGUAGACAGUUAUCUGAAAUAAACUGAGAUGAAAUUAACUACAGGAUUUAAUCUGGGAUUAAAAAUCUGACACCGUCUGCUGCUUAUACAAGUGCACCACAUCAACCCACUAAUGGCCCAGCAUUAUUCACAGAUAGACUUUGGUUUCAGUGAUUUCAAAAUGCCGCAUCUAUUCCUCUCCAGACUAGAAUAAUUGGCCCAUCUUAAUGCACAGGCUGGGGGAUUCAUUUUCCCAGGCUCUCUUCUCCAUCACUGCCUUGGUAGCUAGGAGCUUAUUGCUUCACCCCAGCAAGGAGUUCAGAAUACAGUGUUUUCCAUUACAUUUAGAUUCAUAGAAUCUGAAUGGCUGAUUAAAUGGCCAUCUGAUGGCCUGAAAGAGGGGAGGGGGUAUUUUUCACCCUGUAUUGAAAGGCUUAGAGGAGUUUCUAGUUUUUAUUUUAAUUAUACUUUAACCAAAGAAUUAUUUUAAAGUAACCUUAUAUUUGAAAGACGAUUUUGCAAAAAAGAAAAAAAGAAAAAAAAAUAUCCUCUGGAGCGAUGUCAGUCUGGUAAAUUGUUCUUGAUGAUUUUCUUGCAUUUUAGGCCAAUGUGGUCCUUUUCCUAUCAGCGGUAUUUGGAAUGUAUACAGAUUGUCAUCCACUUGUUGCUUAGCAUUACCAUAAAUGUAUCUUUUCCACUCAACUAGCUGCGUUCGUCGUACAUGAAGUCUCUUAGUUCUAUGAGCUAGUGUCACUGGGAACUAACUGAAGAACUACUGUCAGAGAAGUUCCUAUCUCCUGGCCUUUGUAGAAAGACGUCCCUGCGUGGUAAAAAGGGAGGCUUUCCUUGUAACCUAGGCACGCUGCAACGCCAGUGUUUAAUUUAGAAGCCGUGAUGAAUUGCUCUUUUGAAUUUACUCUAAGUCAUGCGUGUGUUAGAAUACAGAUGAACCUCCUUUAAUUUUCACAGGCACGGUCACAAACUGUACUGUGUCUGCACCAACUUCUCAGAUAAUGAGGCGCAGGGUUAUUUGCAUUUAAAUUGUGGUCCUGCCCACGUGUGAGAACUCGGAGCCACCAGUGGGGCUGCCUUGCCGGGAGGGAGGAGACGGGCGGAGGAGCGUGGGGAAAAGAGUGAUUGGCUAUCUAUUUGGGUCAGUGUUCAUUUUACGAAGGUGAUGGGGGGAUAGUUUGUUAGGUGAUGGCAGAGGCUUUUUGUGUUUAAACAAGGGAUUACAAUUGGAUUGGCUUCUUUUCAACCCUUCAACAUACUGAAUUUUCCUAGGGUGGUGACUAGCUCUAAUGAAAAUUCAAGGGAAGGGGAAAAAUGGCCUCUACAUGCAGAGGACGUAACCUGAUUUUUUAAAAACAUACAAUAUUACAUUCAGUGUGUGUAGGCUUAAAAUGAUGAUGAAUAAUCAAACUUAAUAUACAUCGGUUCUUACAAAUGUUUUACACCGUACCCUGUAGCUGCCAUUACUCACACAGAAAUUGGAAUUUUUGUAGCUGCUCAAUUUCUUGGACUCUGUACAGGAUACAUAUAUACGUACAAUGGGACAUAUGUACUGGUUCUUCCUUUGACUGCCACUCAGGAGAGGAACACCAUCCUGAAGCAUUUUGGUUACCCUUACACCAUUCUAAACCUGCUGUUUGGGGAAAUAUAUUAGUUCCUUUCUCAUUUAUAAAGCUGUUGUAUCAUUAGUUUUCUAUGUGAUUCAGAUGUAUUUAUUUGGUGAAAGGGGCUUGUAAUUAUAACAUAGGAAACCACGCCUAACUGUAUUGCCAAAUUCCUUGUAAACUACCUGUGGCGUCUGUGCUUUCUGGGCUGCGUGCUCUUCCUCUUGAUACAGCGACGGCACCAUUGUAAUUAGUUCAUUCCAUUCCAUGAGCAUCUCCCUUUAAGUGGUUCCUAGAUGGUUUAAUAAAGAGAAACUGUGUUCUCAGUGGAUGCAGAGCGAUCUCAUAUUA